CCAAAUAGUUACUGUUGGUUAGUCUCUCCAAGAAAUCAAUUGAUUUCUCUCAAAAACAUUAUCAUGGAAAAGGAAGAUACGAAGUUGAUGAAGCUUGAAAAAAUGGACAAGGAUGACUACCCUGAAGAACUCAGAGAGCAAGGAGCAGCAGCUCUACUUCUUUCCUGUCUACUGCACACAAGGCUUAGCUGCAAAACUGCUUUGGCUUUGGAUAAAGUGAAAAGCAAUAUCCUUGGUGGUGGAAGGAGGAACCAGAAUUCACACUCCAGCAGAAGGCGUCCAAGAGUUUCUCCAACUCAAAAUCCUGGAGCUGCGGUCAGAAGAAACCAUUUUGAUGAUCAACAAGGUGAUCAAGACAACAGUAAUGCUGCUGCUAGAAACUUGCCAGGAGAGCCACCACUACGAAGCCUAGAAGUAGCUCUCAGGCUCAUUGAAAACUACGACCCCCAUGAAGUCCCCUCAAUUCCAGGUUUAAAUGGGAUAAUUGGAAGAUGCAGCAAGCCUUUUGAAAAGCAGUUGACAGAGAGUGAUUUGAGGGAUGAUCAAAGCAGGCUGUCAAUUAACAAAGCAGAUGCACAAAAGUACCUCUACCCAUUGCUGAAUGAAGAUGAGAAUCUUGCUGAAGGAAUCAACGUGACCACUUAUGACCCUAAUGGCAAGGAAUUCGAGAUGGUAUUCAAGAUCUGGGUGUCCAAGAUUCAUGUCCUCAUUGGAGGGUGGAAAGCAUUCUUUCAUGAGCAUCAGUUGAGGAAAGACCAAGACUUUGUUACUCUGUGGAUGUUUCGAAGACUAGAUACAGAAAAGCUUUGCUUUGUGAUCAAUUGGAGGAGAUUGCCAGGUGUCACCACACCGAUUAAAAGGAAAAGGGUCAGGAUGAAUAAGUCCAUGGAUCAAUUGCCUUGCUGACCAGGGCCGGAACUAGGAGGGGUUUGCAGGGCAGGAGCCCUGAAUUUUUUUUCCAGCUUUUCUCCUUCAAUAAACUAUACUUUUAUUUU
Populus nigra (black poplar) is the source of this 995-nucleotide messenger RNA. RefSeq lists its product as uncharacterized. NCBI's taxonomy places the organism in Eukaryota, Viridiplantae, Streptophyta, Magnoliopsida, Malpighiales, Salicaceae. The coding region runs from base 64 to 906 and encodes 280 amino acids. Gene Ontology annotation, molecular function: DNA binding. The record is from RefSeq and is a predicted model, not a curated record. The transcript has a single exon.